This is a messenger RNA of Amaranthus tricolor (Joseph's coat), 2256 nucleotides long. Its product is annotated as tRNA(His) guanylyltransferase 1-like. Bases 382 to 1980 code for a protein of 532 amino acids. Lineage: Eukaryota; Viridiplantae; Streptophyta; Magnoliopsida; Caryophyllales; Amaranthaceae. Gene Ontology annotation, biological process: tRNA modification. The record is from RefSeq and is a predicted model, not a curated record. The transcript has 14 exons. Gene Ontology annotation, molecular function: magnesium ion binding; tRNA guanylyltransferase activity.
UUUUAAUUUUAAUUGUUAUAUUGUGUGCCGGCCGGCCCGCCCCCAUCUCAUACACUCAUCUCCUGCCUCCCUCUCUCUUAUCGGGCUCCAUACCUAACACCCCCUCUGACUUCAUCCGCCACCACUACGAGCCUUCCUGCCGCGCCACCGCAACAGAGCCGCCACGGAAGCCAAACAUCACAGACUCGAAGGGUACUCGCGUGACUCCAAGGCGGAUCACACUGUGUGGCGCCACUCACAGCCCCGCAUCCGCGGCCUUAGCAGCAACCAUAAACACGCGCGCCUCCAACAGCCUCAUACCGCAACACUUCUCACUCGAGCCACCUAGCUCGCGACCUCUUUACCCUCUUUCAUCCCCAUUUUUAUUUGAUUAGGUAUUUCAUGGCAAACAGCAAAUAUGAGUAUGUAAAGUUCUUUGAAGUUCAAGACAAAAUUAUGUUGCCCACUUUCAUUGUUGUUGUCAUCGAUGGCCGCAAUUUCCGAAGGUUCUCUAAAGCUCAUAAAUUUGAGAAGCCUCAUGAUAGGAGGGCUUUGAAGUUAAUGAAGUCGUGUGCAGCGGGUGUUAUGGAGGAAUAUCCUGACAUAAUUUUUUCGUAUGGGUUUAGUGAUGAAUAUAGCUUUAUAUUUAAAAAGGAGUCCAAAUUUUACCAGAGACGUGAAAGUAAAAUACUGUCUCUACUUGUUUCGUUCUUCACUUCUUUGUUUACCAUAAAAUGGAAUGACUUCUUCCCGGAUAAUAAGUUGCUCUAUGCACCUUCAUUUCAUGCUCACGUUAUUCGAUGUCCAACAUUGGAGGUUCUCCAAAGUUAUCUUGCCUGGAGACAGAAUGAUUGUCAUCUCAAUAAUUUGUAUGAUACAUGUUUUUGGAAGCUAAUUGAGGGGAGAAAAACUGAAGCCGGAAUGAGUGAAACUGAAGCUCAUGAAUUUCUCAAGGGAACACAAAAGCAGGAACAAAAUGAACUUCUCUUCCAGAAAUUUGACCUUAACUAUAAGACUCUGCAUCCUAUGUUCAGACAAGGAACUUGUCUUUUCAAGGCUCAGGUUGAAGAUAUUAUCAAGUACAAGGAAAAUGGUGACCCUGUUAAGAGAUUACGUAGAAAGAUGAUAAAAGUUCGUUCAGAUAAUAUAGCUGGUAAAAAAUUCUGGAAUCAGCACUCAUCUCUUCUUUCAGAACUAGGUAGAUUUGAAGAAGAUAUACGAAGAGUUAGACCAGAAUAUAUAGAAUCAUUUCAAUUUCAGGAUAAGCUAUUGCUGUCCACAUGGAUAGUGGUCAGAAUUGAUGGAUGCCAUUUCCACAGGUUCUCUGAUGUUCAUGCAUUUGAGAAGCCCAAUGACGUACGAGCGUUGAACCUUAUGAAUUCAUGUGCAGCAGCCCUUUUGGAUGAAUUUCGAGAUAUUAUCUUUGCUUAUGGUGUCAGUGAUGAAUUCAGUUUCAUUUUGGAUAAAAAGUCAAAGCUCAAUGAAAGGCAUCCUAGUGGAAUAGUGUCCGCAAUGGUAUCAUUCUUUUCAUCAAUGUACAUCAGUAAAUGGAAAGAGUUCUUCCCACUUAUAGAGUUAAAGUAUCCCCCCUCAUUUGAUGGAAGAGCAGUUUGCUAUCCGUCGUCUGAGAUUCUUCGGGACUAUUUGUCUUGGAGACAAGUCGAUUGUCAUAUUAACAAUCAGUAUAAUACCUGUUUCUGGACACUGGUUAAGUCUGGGAAAAGCAAGUCUGAGGCCCAAAAAACUUUGAAGUCCGCUAUACAGGGAACACAAACUCAAGAGAAGAUUGACUUGCUUAUCAAGAACGGCAUUGAUUAUGCUGCUUUACCUGACAUAUAUCGUAGGGGUUCCUCUGUUUUCUGGAACAAGGAAAACAAAGUGGAUUUGAAUGUGAAUGAAAAUGAAGACUCAAGGAUGAACAUUGUGAUUGAACAUUGUAACAUAAUCGACGAUGGUUUCUGGGAUGCACACCCAUGGAUCCUUGGUGAUAGUUGGCAUUAACCUGGGGCUCCCAAUUUAUUAAUGUGUAAAAAUAAUGAUUUUGGUUCGAUGGGCUUUGUCCCAUGUCGGACUGUUGUGGGUUGUGCCAAAGCAGGCUGUGUGUCUGACUGGCCACAAAUAGUAUGUGUCUCGUGCUGUGCCAGUCACCCUCAAACUCGUCUAUGACAUGACAUGAACAUGCUUGCCAUGCCACAAGCCUCAACAUAAUUUUUUUGGCAUUUUUGUUGUAUGAUAGAUAAUUUGAUCUUGAUUUUAAGUUGAUUAAUUGAAAACUUA